AUGGUACCUGAAAGAUCGAAUGAUGUGCUGCUAGCGGACUUUCCGAAACUUCCGUUACCCCAGGAGAGAACGGAUGAACUAGUGCUGUCCUCUGUUGAUUGGGCACAUGCUCACGGUCUUGUAACUCGGACGAAGGAAUACAAACAUCGUAGCGAUAUUUGUCAGACAACACCCUUCACCCUUCUUCCAACACCAUUUCCGCGGAAAUUGUUUCUUCAAGCCAUAAAUGUUCAAAAUUUAAUGGCCACUCUCUAUCAUGAAGUCGCGUACGAUUACGAAUUCCUGAUCGACUGUCAUAAAGAUGUUGUCAAGACUGACUCUUUUACUGGGGGAUUAAUUGAAAUCCUCAAGAAAGUUAUUGAUGAAGGUCUUGCGCAGAGGAAAACCCUGGUUAUACAGCGAUCGGAUUAUAUGUGCCAUAAAGAUCCCUUCUCAUGCGAAUACUCGUUAAGACAAAUUGAAGUGAACAACAUAGCCUCGAGCAUGGGUGGUCACGCCGAAAGGGUUACUAAAAUGCAUAGGCGUACUCUGCUUGAACUUGGAUACGAUAACGAAACAAUGGAGAGGGCUAUUCCAGCGAAUGAGCCAAUCAAAAUCAUUGCGGAGGCUCUUUACAAAGCAUGGCAACUAUUUUCAAUACCGCAUGCUGUCGUGCUUGUAGUAGUUGAGGCUGAGAAUCAAAAUCAAAUCGAUCAACGUCAUGUCGAGUAUGCUCUUGAAGAACUUGGCGUGCCUAUUGAUCAGAUCGUGCGGAAGACAUUGGCGCAAUGCUAUGAAUGUUUAACUUUGUCACCUGAACGCCACCUACUUUUAUUAGGCUCUCGAGUAACGGUUGUGUACUUCCGCGCUGGGUAUUCUCCGGAUCACUAUCCAAGCCAUAGAGAAUGGGAUGCCCGUUUAAUGAUCGAAAGAUCAGAUGCAAUAAAGUCGCCAUGGAUUGGCCUUCAGGUGGCCAAUACCAAGAAAACUCAGCAGGUUCUUGCGGAGGAUGGUGUAGUAGAGAGAUUUGUCGGUCAUCCACGUAACGCUGCAGCAAUACGAGCAACUUUUGCUGGAUUGUGGGCUAUUAAUGGCUCUCAUCCGGUUAUUGAUCGGUUGAUUAAGAAUGCUAUCUCCCAUCCAUCACGCUUUGUUCUGAAACCCCAAUUGGAAGGAGGAGGUGGCAAUUUUUAUGGUGAACAAAUGGCUGAGAAACUUAAAACCUUAACGGAAGAACAACGAGGCGCAUAUAUUUUGAUGGAACGGAUUCAACCUCUCGUAGCUGAGAACUACCUAAUUCGUGCAAUGCAGCCCGUCGAAUUAUCAAGAGUUGUUAGCGAAUUAGGAGUUUAUGGCUACGCAUUGGGUGACCGUGGAAUUGCGGAAGUCCGUCAAGGUGGGCACCUACUGCGCACAAAGUCUGAAAACGUGGAUGAGGUAAGGAAUUAA
Angiostrongylus costaricensis is the source of this 1428-nucleotide messenger RNA. The record is from the annotation of a GenBank genome assembly. Lineage: Eukaryota; Metazoa; Nematoda; Chromadorea; Rhabditida; Metastrongylidae.